Molecule: messenger RNA, 1469 nt
Organism: Effrenium voratum
Lineage: Eukaryota; Dinophyceae; Suessiales; Symbiodiniaceae
Source: the annotation of a GenBank genome assembly
CCUCACCUCACACCAUGACAGCUUAUUUGCUGGCUAUGGAGCUUUGAGAUGCUUUGAGCUCCUCUACUGAGAGAUGCAAUGCUGUUCAACAUCCCGUGGAGACGUAGCCGGAUCUGCGGGGUCUCCCGUCGUGCCACAGGCUCCCGCCGGCUUCUGGGAUGUCAUUUGGGCCCGUUGUGGCCAACGGACAUCCAGGCCAAGACUCGCGCGUGCCACGGAGGCAGAGCCUCAGGAUGCGGAUGCUGUCGCAAGCAAUCGCGUGGUGAGUCGGCAUAUUGCCAACCUGCCGGGAAAAUCUCACCUCCUUGCAUACUCUAUCAUCCACAAUUAUGAGAGCGGGAACAGCAGCGGCUCGAGGCUCCCACGUGCGCACUAUGUGCCCUGCAACACGACAGCCGCUGUGCCCUUGGAGAAUGAGAACUUCAAGGGCCAGGUGUUGCUGCUCUACCGGCCCACCGAGGGGCUCGACCGCGGGCACCCGUACUUCGAGCACUUCCAGUCUCGAAAGCGCAACUGGGAGUUGCGGCUGCAAGGCAAGUUCAAAAAGGCGCCACGAGGGCGACUUUAUGUGGGGGCUGUCCUUCGUGAUUUCAAUUACGAUCAGCCGGUGGCCUCCUCAUCAAUCCUUGCAAUGAACACUGCGGUCGCCUUGGUGAAGUACCAAUACAGGAUUUACUUUUCCUGGGGAGCACGCUGCAAGGAAGCGUUGCGACCAAAUGCCGAGCUUGGCCACACAGUGUCGGACCUUACAGUCUGGGACCAGAUCAUCAUCACCCCGAAUGGCAGGCCUGUGCCUCACAUUUGUGAUGAUCUGGACGACCCCAGCGAUGUCUACGGGCUGAGCCUGAUGCGAAGGGAUGUGGGUCUUUCGGAAUAUAGCAAGAUGAUCCAGGAGAUUGAGGGCACCCUCAACACGGAGGACACAUACACCUUCAGAUUGUGGGGUCCUGCUCCAUUUUUGGAUGUGUUGAACUGGCAAUUGAAGAUUGGAGCUCGUGUGAGUUUGGAUCACUUCAUGAAGGACUAUCCGAUCCAUGUUUGCAUGUACGACCUGCCACCCCAUGAGAACGGGAAGAGCGAUGAGCAGCACCUAGAGUCGAAAAAGCGCUACUACUUUGACUUCAUGGGCUGGAGCAAUGUGGUCACAAUAUCGCCGGUCAUCUUUGAGCGCUACGUUUUCCACAAUGCUCCAGAUGGGUUUGUCAUGCAGCUUGGAAGGCAGUUCAGCAACAACAGCUUCCACUCCUUGCCCUCGGGGAGCUUCAUGUCGGCGGACUCAAACGCCAACAGACCUUUCUGGCGCCGUUGGAUUGACCGCAUGAGGUGGAUUCCAAAAAGUACGUGUAUCUACACCUCUCCACACUCGGAGACCAUGCCUAUGGUCGGAGAGUGACGCGGCUGCCUUCCUGUGGGCGAGGGCUUGCAGCGUCAAGGAUGCUGCCAGAUCUGCCCAGGGCAAGUCGGCGCUG